This is a messenger RNA of Emiliania huxleyi CCMP1516, 354 nucleotides long. RefSeq lists its product as hypothetical. The transcript has a single exon. The record is from RefSeq and is a predicted model, not a curated record. Bases 1 to 354 code for a protein of 117 amino acids. Lineage: Eukaryota; Haptophyta; Isochrysidales; Noelaerhabdaceae. Gene Ontology annotation, molecular function: calcium ion binding.
AUGGGCGCGUGCGGUUCCUCGUGCAACGGCAGCGGCCACUCUGAAGAAACGCAGAGACCGAAAGGAAGCUUGGAGGUGGAAGAUCCCGUGUUGGCAGCAUUGAUGAAGUUUGACGUGAACGGCGACGGGCUGACCAAGGAGGAGUUCAAGCAAGCAUUGCGCGCAUUCAGAUUCUCGAUGUCUUCCCAAAAGUGUAGAGCAAUCCGCGAGAGGACAUUCGCAGAUUGCGAUGCAGAUGGUAAUGGCAGGCUCAGCGUGAAGGAGCUUGCAAGUGGCAUGCCAGUCACGCUUCGCAACAAAAUCCAGAAAAAGCUUGACGAAGGGUGGGCCUUCGAUCCGUCCAAGUGGGAAUAG